CGUCUGCGCAGACGCUUGGCGCCGAGGCCUGGCGGAAGCCAAGAUGGCGCGGAAGAGGUCUCCGGGCCGCGCUUGGCGCCCCAUCCGUGUCUGAGCCGAGUUCUUUGGGAGGGACUGUGGCUGGCGCCCUGUGUGCCGCGAUGGCGCGGCAUCGGAACGUCCGAGGCUAUAACUACGACGAAGAUUUUGAAGAAGAUGAUUUAUAUGGCCAGUCUGUGGAGGAUGACUAUUGUAUUUCACCGUCAACAGCUGCUCAGUUUAUUUACUCACGACGUGAUAACCCUGUAGAAGAAUAUGGCUAUGAAGAUCUGAAAGAAUCUUCUAAUUCUCUUCUGAAUCACCAGUUAAGUGAAAUUGACCAAGCUCGACUUUAUUCAUGCCUUGAUCACAUGAGAGAGGUCCUGGGAGAUGCUGUGCCCGAUGACAUACUGACGGAAGCAGUUCUGAGAAACAAGUUUGAUGUCCAGAAGGCUCUGUCAGUGGUUCUGGAACAAGACAAUGUGCAGAAUUUGAAGGGGAAGAGCGAAAGAGUGGUGUCUGCAGGAAAGGCAUCAAAAGGAGUCUUAUUUUCUUCUUCUGAAAUUUCAGCCGAAAAUGUUCAAAAUUUUUAUCCUCAAUCAGAAAAUCAUUUGGAUAGCAGUAGCAAAUCUGCUGAUUAUUCUAGCUCAGUAGCAAAAUGUGGAUCAUAUAAUCCUUCACUGGUGCCAAGUCCCCAUUUACUUCAUAGGAAACAGAAACUUGACAGAUCCCAAAGUGAAAAGGAACUAGAAUCAUGUAAGUUAACAAAGGAGCUGUCCCUAGCUCACCUGACUGAUGAUGUGCCAAGAGAUCCUUGUGCACGCCAGCCCUCAGCCGCACUGUCCCCCACAGGCAGUCUGCGGAGUCGGCUUUCUCAGACUCCAGCAUCUGAGUGCGCGCCGGAAGAGGAUUUUGCUUUCAAAGGAAUACCAGACUUAAAGUCCUUAAUGAGAGAGAGCAUAGCAGCCAGUGGUUCUUUGGGGGUUCCAGUACAGAAGAACAUCUUGGGAAUUUUAAAUAACCCAUUGCACUUACCUAGCUCAUUGGAAAAUAAUUGUAAUCCCAGUAUAAACAGUGACGGAAAAAGUGCCAAGAAUAACAUUGUAAAGAAUAAGAGUUUACCAUUUUCCCAGUGUGAAAGUCCAUCCCUAGCUGAGCUGUGUGAGGAGCACAGAGAAAACAGUCAGAGCCAGUGCUUUACUUUGUCCGAUCUGUGUAACCAGUCAGCUGUUAGCCUGGGUUCCCUUUCCCUGUCAGAACUGGCAAAUCGCUCUUACUCUUCUCACGCGAUAUCGGAGUUAACAGGAUCUCUGUCCUCUUUGGCAUUUUCUGAAGCUUCUCCCACGAGAGACCUGGAGAAUUUGUCCCUUUCUGAUUUGAUUGCAAAAACAAUUGAACUAGACAACUCUCAGAUUAAGAGCGAUUCCUUUGAGCUCAGUUUAUCUGAGUUGAGGAAUCCUGGAAUUGAUUCAAAUAUUGAUCUCAGUGUCCUGAUAAAAACUCCAGAGUUUGUUCCAAAGCCUGUAGUUGACCCAUCAGUUGCUUCAGCAUCAGACACUAAAGUUCUAACCUCAAAGUUAGGGAAAAAUUCCAACUCUACUAAGGAUAGUAAGAAAAACAAAAAGGGCUCCCUCUCUAGGAAAGCACCUUUGUCUCUGGCAUGGACCAAGGCUCUUGCUGCUAGGCCUUCAGCUUUUGCUUCAACGCUGUGUCUUCGUUACCCGCUGAAAAGCUGCAAGAGGCGCAAUCUUGACCUCUACAAGACUUUCCUCUAUAGCAGACAAGUUCAAGAUGUGUCGGACAAAGAAAUGAGUCCUCUUGUAGCAAUAACACCAUUUGACUUCAAAUCAGCAUCCCCGGAUGACAUUGUAAAAGCUAAUCAGAAGAAAGCUUUUACUAGAGAAUAGUAAUGAGAGGAAAACUCCGUUACUCUUGCAGGCUUUUUAUUUUAAUGUUAUGUCUUUGUAGGUUCAUUUUAUAUUAUGGGAUUCAAAUUGUGAUUUUUAUUAAAAUUGUCUUAAGUCCAUUAUAACCACCUAAAUUAGUAAGGGUUUUUGCACUGAAAAAUAAUUUUUUAUGGUGUCUUCUUGGAGUAAUGACUGGUUUCAUUGGAGUUGCUAGCUCAUUAGAGUGUAUGUUUACAGUGUGCAUAAGGAAACAUGAUAUUGUGAAGUGAAUCUGAUAUUUCAUUUGAAAACCAACUUUCUUAAGUUUUAUGAGGAGAUAUUUCCUUCUAUGAAAUAUUUUUUGUGCUUUUUUUUCCUUAAAUGAAUGUGCAACUUCUUGCGAUUAUCAUAGUAUGAAAAUUGUUCUUAGAAUAUAUAAUGUAGCUGAGAUAUGCUUAUAUUUUCAAGUAUUAUUGACAUCAUUCCUAGUUUUAUUAUCUUGUUUAGGUGACUACUAAAACUUUCCUAUUAGAAACUUUUGAAAUUCCUGAUUUUAGAAAGUACUAUGAGAUACAGUUGAGGUGCAUUUUUGAUGAUAAAAUGAAAAUCUUUUAAGGGACCAUGGAGCUGGAUUAAUAAAUAAUUUAUUUUUAUACGUUAUAUUUUUUAUAGACUUUUAAGGCAUCCUCUUUAAAAUAAACAUAUAGAAAGUGUUUGGAAGUAUGUUUGCAUGUUAUUUAAGUCAUUUUCCAGAUCUCUUUGUCAAUUUAUGAUAUACGUUAAAUGGUGAGAUAUGAACCCUUCCUGUUUGCGACCGAUGACUGUGUGAUCCCAUGAGAGUGCUUAUAGUCAGUAGAGUAAGGGUAAGUCUUCUGCAGUGCUGUUCCUCAGCUAGGAUUGGAAUCACCUGGAUGAAAUUUUCUAAACAUAGCCACUGUCGCUACUUCCAGAUGGCUGAGUCGGUUUCUGAGGGAAGCCCUUGGGAAUGUGUUUCUGGAUGGUCUCCAGGUGAUACUUACAUUCCUGCAUCACUGGAGGAUUUUGGAGUAAAAAAAAAUUACUUAUCAGGGAUUUUUUUUCCUAGAGUGAUAAAACUUAGUGUUAAUAUUUCUGGCAUAAUGUUAUUUCUUAGUGAAAAUUGAAUAACUGCCCUCUCAGUAGGAAUUAUUUUUUUUGGCAGCUGUUUCACUAUUUCUUGAUUUUGUGCGUGUGUGUGUGUGUGUGUGUGUGUGAGAGAGAGAGAGAGAGAGAGAGAGAGAGAGAGAGAGAGAGAGAGAGAGAGAGAGAGAGAGAAUGUGUGUUGUGAGUGUAUUCAGGUUUUUCCAGUAGUGUUAACUGUACAUGAUACUGCCAUUUCCAGUAUUUUACUGAGCCACAGCACAAGUCCCACAUUGUAUUUGUAACUGAGUAUUUCAUUGUUUGUAAUGUCUAGGAGAUUAUAAAAACUAGAACACGUAUUUUAGGAAUAGCAUUAAAAUUUGGGUUCCCACCAGCUUCUCUUUGGUUGUCUAGUCUUUUGCCUCCAUCAGUUUAGUAGCUGACCUAAUGUACACGACUUACCAACUAGAGUUAUGUAUAGGCCAUGUCCAGUUUAGAGUUGAAUUGUAUUCUGAGAGUUUGUAACUCAUUAUAACUUCUGAUAGAUUAAGCCCUAUGCAAGUGGUUCUUUUUAUAUAUAAAGCCACAAAUUCUUACUUAAUCCACAACGAAGAGUGUGAUAGUAUUAUUUUAGUUUUUAUGACAGUAAUUUUAAGAAGAAAAACAAUGCUUUGUGAGCUAGCUAUACUUUAAGUGAACUGUGCCCCCCCCAUUUUUGGCUGAUUAAGAUUGAAACUACCACUUACGAGAUUUUUCUUGGUGUAGAAAGUUUAUUACAUAUUAUGUAUACAUUACUUCUUUUUUUAAGACGACUUCCUAGCCUUUUUUUCCUUGUCUUUGCUUCUGGCCUGUUGGACAUGUGCAUGGCAAGGCCUUGCCCUUGUGACUGUGGGAAUGUCAUAGUUUCUGCGACUCAGAGGGUGUAACUGAGAAGCCUCUUUGUUGUCUUCACCAGGGGCUGUGGUCCUUUGCAAAGAGAGGUGUGUGCUCAUUGGUAGGGAGGCCAUUGUGAGGAUGUUUACACUACAUGUUCACCAGCUGCUGCUCACUGACCAAUUGCUGUCUUGGUAGCUCAGGGAUGUUGUGUGUUAGGGUUACUUUAUUCUCUAUUUCAAACAUCCAUGUUGACAUGCAAAGCCAUUUCUGUUUGUGUUAUGAUCAAAUGCCUCAAUUUACAUGGGAAUACAAUAAAAUUAGUUCAAAACGAUAGAAAAGAUGUUCAAAAUGAUAAGGUUUGCUUUUUGAUGUCUUUGUGCUUUAAAGGAUCUAUUGUGUCCAGGGUGUUUUGUCAUUUUCAUUGUACAAGACAAAGUUCUUAAAAUGGAUUGCCCAGAACCAGGAAUUCGUUCUGUACAGAACACUUACCUUUGUGUUCUAACUUUUCCUUCUUUCCCACUUAUUUUUCACCUACUUACCCCCUCUGCUUUCAGCCUUUCUUCCUUAUACUUUACCCUUUCUUUCUCAAAGAAAUAGUAGUAACUAUUAUAUUUAACUUUGGUAUCUGAGUUAUCUUGCUUCUAGUUGUCACCCCAGUGAUAAUGUCAGGAAGGUGCUUUGAAUGUAAAAGGAAGCAGGAAAAGUAAUACAGUGCAGAGAAAAAGAAGUUUGUAAAUGGCUGUUGUCUUUUAGAUUGGCCUUGAAGUUAUAUUUGGAUCAUAACAUUGAAAAAGAAUUAUGUAUUGUCAACACAUGUUCACAAAUAUAUAUAUACACAUGAUAUAUAUUUGUUUAUAAUAUGUACUUAUAUAUAUGCUUAUGAAAUGAGUUCUAUAGUAGCUUAGAAAUUGUUUUGUUAUUUUAGUAAUGUGUAUAAACAAAUACAAUUUUGGCUAGAAAGGGAAGAAUUAAUAGGAAUUUCUAUGAUAGUUUUUAUGUUUGUACCUGUAAUUAUAUAAAACAUUGUAAUUAUGUAAGUAAUUUUCAAGCUGUGGAAACUUGUCACAUUUUGAAUGUAUAUAUACAUUUUUAUAAAGCUUCAUUGAAAGAGGAGACAAUUCUUAGGUUUUCUUAAAUCAAGUAUGAAAACAUUAUUUACCUUGGAAGUUUCUAUAGAAAUUUGAUACUGCAGAAUGGUAUUUUGUAAUUAAUGCAGAGAAUACUACUGCUUCAUGUCUCUAUAAAUGAAUUCAAAACAGCC
Mesocricetus auratus (golden hamster) is the source of this 5139-nucleotide messenger RNA. It is a transcript of the gene Hbs1l, whose product is annotated as HBS1 like translational GTPase. Gene Ontology annotation, molecular function: GTPase activity; GTP binding. Gene Ontology annotation, biological process: translation. Lineage: Eukaryota; Metazoa; Chordata; Mammalia; Rodentia; Cricetidae. Bases 141 to 1925 code for a protein of 594 amino acids. The transcript is spliced from 5 exons. The record is from RefSeq and is a predicted model, not a curated record.